GGGGGUGCGUACCGAGGCUGGCACGUGCCCGCAACGUCCAUUCCCACGCCCAACUCACGACCAACUCCCAGAGCACAAGGAAGGACAGAAAUCCAGGAAGCAAAAACACAACGAGGCUCAGCAGCCUCCUCCGCAACUCCGCAACGCCCUCCGCAACUCUCCCGCAACUCUUUGUCAUCCACCCAGGGGCCCAACGACGAGUAUAAAACACAACCUCCAAUAUGUCUUCAAUCUAUACAAUCAGUCUAAAUCAUCCAAAAGUCAGCAUCUCUCCAAUCUCCACCUCAAUUUCUCUUUACUUCCCACCAUUUAUUCCCCAUAACCCCCAGCCCUCCCCUCCCCCACGAUGUCCCCCAUAAAAGUCGGCUUCAUCGGCCUCUCCAGCACGCAAUCCUGGGCCGUCUGGGCACACCUCCCCUACCUCGCGUCCUCCUCAAAGUACGAAAUCACCGCGCUCUGCAACUCCAGCCUCUCCUCCGCGCACGCCGCCAUCAAAGCCCACAACCUGCCCCCGACCACAAAAGCCUACGCCACGCCCGCCGAGCUCGCCGCGGACGCGGACAUCGACCUCGUGAUCUGCUCCGUCCGCGUCGACAAGCACUACGACGCGCUCAUGCCGGCGCUGAAGGCUGGCAAGGACGUCUUCUGCGAGUGGCCGCUCGCGAAAGACGCUGCGCAGGCGGAAGAGAUGCUGGCUGUGGCGAAGGAGAAAGGCGUCCGGACGCUGGUGGGGCUGCAGGCGGGCGUUAGCCCGGGGAUGCGGAAGGUGCGGGAGGUGCUGGUGAGUGGAAGGAUUGGGAAGGUGCUGAGCAGCACGUUCCAUGGGACGCCGAAGUUCUUUGGGGGGACGGAGUAUGAGGGCCUUGCGUACCAGAACGAUCCCAGUGUUGGCGGGAACAUGGUGACUAUCUACGGUGUCCACUCACUCGAAGCCAUCCAACAAGUCCUCGCGCCAUUUACUUCCUUCACGCCUCUUCUCGCCGUAUCCCACCCCACCGUGCAGCUCACCACUUACGCCGGCGAACCCACCAAGACUAUCCCGCGCACCUCGCACGACCAGUUCCUGCUCCAGGGCAGCCUUUCCUGCGGCGCCGUGGUGUCGUACCAUCUCCGCGGCGGCCCCGCGUUCGGCAACGAAGCUGGCCAUAUAUGGCGCAUUUACGGCAGCAAGGGCGAGGUCCAGGUCACGGGUCCCGAUAGCUAUUUGCAGAUUGCGGAUGAUAAUGUGAAGAUCGAGGUUUUUGAGCAUGAGAGUGGGAAGACGGAGACGGUGGAAGUGGACAAGGAUGCUUUUAGCGGUGAGGAGUACCCGCUGUAUGCGAGGAAUAUUGCCAGGUUGUAUGAGGCGUUUGCGGAUGGGAAGGGCGAGGAUGAAGGCGUGCUGGACUGGGAGGCUGCUGUGAAGCGCCACGCGUUCGUCGAGGAAGUGUAUGAGAAGGCUGGUGUGAAGAACUGAACGUAAGGUCUCCUUAUCUCGGUCUUUUUUAUCCUGUCACUCCUUUUUUCUUAGCUGUCAAUCCAUCAUUCUUUAUCUCCCCUAUUCCCGCCUUCACAUCAAAUGUCCACCUCAACCUCGUCAGCUCCCUAGCCCCUGAUUGCCUCCUCAAAUCUCCCAGCAUAAUAUCUACAAUGCCAACAGUCUACAUCCUCUCCUACGGCGAAUCCAAAUACCGCCGAUAUCCCCUCGCUCAACUCCAUUUCUCAGACGCUCUCUCCCGCAUCCCGCACGAAGCGACCUUCAUCGGCACCAUAAAAUGCUACACAUGCCCUCCACCCUUCGAUAUCUGCCAAAGAUACAGCGGCAUCCACCGCAUCUGCCAAGAGAUUAUUAUGUCUGAUCCGGAGGCUCAACGUGUUAUAUAAGU
Trematosphaeria pertusa is the source of this 1865-nucleotide messenger RNA. Its product is annotated as NAD-P-binding protein. The transcript has 3 exons. The record is from RefSeq and is a predicted model, not a curated record. Bases 347 to 1456 code for a protein of 369 amino acids. Gene Ontology annotation, molecular function: nucleotide binding. Lineage: Eukaryota; Fungi; Ascomycota; Dothideomycetes; Pleosporales; Trematosphaeriaceae.